Messenger RNA from Aspergillus ibericus CBS 121593, 1319 nucleotides. RefSeq names its product chromatin modification-related protein EAF6/MEAF6. NCBI's taxonomy places the organism in Eukaryota, Fungi, Ascomycota, Eurotiomycetes, Eurotiales, Aspergillaceae. Gene Ontology annotation, cellular component: NuA4 histone acetyltransferase complex. The record is from RefSeq and is a predicted model, not a curated record. The transcript is spliced from 3 exons. Bases 144 to 974 code for a protein of 276 amino acids.
CGUUCCCUUCCGCUUCUAGACUCGCGACACCACCUCCAGGCUCCAGCUACCCUCUACUGCCUCCCCUCCCGCUCAAUGCGCACCAUCUAAACCAUCAACUGUCCAAUCCUUCCCCUCCUGCAACCACACCAAAAAUUUCAACCAUGGCCGAACCCGCCCCUCCAGCACCCACCGCAACAACAGCCCCAACUCCAGGACCAACAACCAGCACACCAGCAGGAACAACACCAGCCCCAAUCACCAAUUCCACAAUGCCCUCCACCACCACAGCAGCAGCAAACUCCAAUUCCAAUUCCAACUCUAACUCCAACUCCAACUCCAAUUCCACCUCCAACGCAAACCCUCCCCCUUCCCAAGGUCCCGACUCCAACACCUCCGCCUCCUCAACCACAAACCGCGGCCUUCCCUACUAUGAGAAACUCCGGCGCGAACUCCGCGACACUCUCCAGAAAAAGCGCCUCAUGGAUAAAAGCAUGGCCCAACUCGAAGACCAAAUCUACCGCUUCGAACAAUCCUACCUCGAAGAAACCACCGCCGGAAACAUCAUCAAAGGAUUCGACAACUACAUCAAGGGAUCAUCGAGCGGAGCGGGGCUCGGAGGCAGCGGAAUUGCGCUAUCAGGCGGAGUAGGCGGCGGAGGAGGUGGUGGUGGCGCGGCGAGAAGAAAAGCGACGGUGACGGAUGCGGAUCGGGUGUUUUCGAGGAGUUCGGCGGGGUUUAUGCGGGAUUCGCCGGCUCCGUCAUCCGCGCAAACGACACCGUCACAUGCUGCGACUCCGAACUCGACGUAUAAUGGGUCGACGGGGAAACCCGGGAAUGGGGACGUGUCGUCGGCGGCGAAUAGUGUGAAGGGACAGUCGUCGAAGAAUAAGAAGAAGUCGGUGGGGAGUAAUAAGGAUAAAGGGGAGGAUGAUGGGACGGAUGGGGAUAGACCGCCGACGAAGCGGUUGAAGAUUACGUAUGGGCGGGAUUGAUAGAUCCGCUGGUUUGAUUGAUUGAUUGAUGGGGUUGUUGGUGUUGAUGGGUUUGCUUCUCUUUUCUUGUCUGGGUUGGCGGAGGCGCAGAUGCUAUCUUGGGCUCGCUGCAUCGGCUCGGUUUCUUAUAGUUUGUGAUAUCCUCUGUACUACUAGAUUGCAUUGGCACUGACAUGCUAGAUUAUACACCUCAAAAGGAUGUUUUCAUUUUGGAAUCAGAUACGCAAGACGAUUUCCCUUCGGCUGUCACGCGAUAGUGGAUAGAAGCCGAUUACAGCUGCAGUCUGUACGUCGCAACCUCGAAAGCCCUCAACUCGAUAUCAAUGCUCGUAGUAUCGCUAUCAC